AUGAGUACAGGUAAAUUAAUUCUUGGGAUCUGUAGUGUAUUCUAUCUUCUCCUGGGAGGAAGAUGGACUCUUGUUAUUUUAACUUAUGGACUUUCCUUAUUAUAUUCUUUAGAAAAGAAAUCAUCUCAAGAAUCAACUGAAUCAUUAGCUGAACCUACUACUAUCAAAGAAAAACCUGCUACUACUAAAGAAUCUCCCAUAUAUGCAGUUGACUUCACUUCAACCACAUUCACCCCAUCAUCAACUACCGAGAUUCCAAAAUCCAUCCGAGGAUCAAGACCAAAAAGAUCACCAAAAGUCAUUAAAGCCAUCAAACCAACCGUCCCAACUUCCGAACCAAUCUUAUCAAGAUCAGCAGUUGAUUUAACUCAAGCACAAAUAUAUAUAUUCUAUACCACUUUAACUGGAUCAUCCCAUAGAGUAGCUAAAUCACUUUUGACCAAACUUGAAUCACUUUCAUUAACCCAUCAACCUAAAUUAUUAAGUCUUGAUGAUGAUGUUGAUGAUUUAGAAGAAUAUUUCCUCAAAACUCCAACCAAAGAAGAUGUAAAAAAUAUCUAUCUUCUUGUAUUACCUUCCUAUGAAACUGAUUCUCCUAUUGAUUAUUUCUUGGAACAUUUACAAGACACUUAUCAAGAUUUCCGAGUUGAUAAAUAUCCAUUAAGACAAUUAUUAGGAUUUGCGGUAUUGGGAUUGGGAGAUUCUGAAUCUUGGAAGGGGGAUAAAUUCUGUUAUCAAGCCAAAUUGGCUGAUCGAUGGAUGGGGAAAUUAGGUGCAAGAAGGUUAUUCCCGGUUGGUGAAGUAUGUAUGAAAUAUCAAGGUGAACCAAGGGCACAAGAAUGGAUCAAUGAUUUUGCUACUUUGUUGAUCGAUGAUGAACCAUUUUAUAUUGAUGAAAAUGAUGAUGUUGAUGAUAGUGAUGCCGAACAAGAGGAUACACAAGAUGAUAAUGAUACAUUAGUUGAUGUUGAAGAAAUGGGAACUAUUAUUAGAAAGAAUGGGAAAUCAGAAUUAGAAACUAAAGAAAUGGUCUCCAAAGAUUCUCCUACUUAUAAAUCACUUACAAAACAAGGAUAUACUAUAGUUGGAUCACAUUCUGGAGUUAAGAUUUGUCGUUGGACAAAAUCAGCAUUACGUGGACGUGGAUCAUGUUAUAAAUUCGCUUUUUAUGGGAUUAGAUCUCAUUUAUGUAUGGAAACCACCCCAUCAUUAGCCUGUUCUAAUAAAUGUGUCUUUUGUUGGCGUCAUGGUACAAACCCCGUUGCUAAGCUGAAUUGGAGAUGGGAAGUUGAUCCACCUGAAAAAAUCAUGGAAGGUGCAUUAGCAGGUCAUUAUCAAAAGAUUAAACAAAUGAGAGGUGUGCCUGGUAUACAAAUGGAUAGAUUCCAAGAAGCAUUCAGAGUAAGACAUUGUGCAUUAUCAUUAGUUGGAGAACCAAUUUUUUAUCCUCAUAUUAAUGAAUUCGUAUCCAUGCUUCAUGAACAACAUAUUUCAUCUUUCCUUGUUUGUAAUGCCCAACAUCCAGAUUGCUUGGCUAAGUUAAACAAAGUUACCCAAUUAUAUGUUAGUAUUGAUGCCCCUACCAAAACCGAUUUGAAAAAGGUGGAUCGUCCAUUAAAUAGUGAUUUCUGGGAACGAUUAAUGUCAUGUCUUGAUAUUCUUGCCACUACUCAAUCCCAUCAACGUACAGUUUUCAGAUUAACUUUAGUUAAAGGGUUCAAUAUGAAUGAUAUUGAGAGUUAUGCCGAUAUGGUUCAACGUGCAAAACCAUCCCAGAUUGAAAUCAAGGGAGCUACAUUCUGUGGAUCAUCCAAUGGGAAUGGGAACCCAUUAACGAUGCAAAAUAUCCCAUUUUAUGAAGAAUGUAAAGAUUUCGUGGUGAAAUUAACUAAUGAAUUAAAAUCUCGAGGAUUGGAUUAUGAUAUUGCGGCAGAACAUGCUCAUUCUUGUUGUAUUUUGGUUGCACAUAAUCGUUUCAAGAUUAAUGGGAAAUGGCAUACUCAUAUUGAUUAUCCCAAGUUUUUUGAAAUGUUGGAACAAGGUAAAGAAUUUGUUGAUAUUGAUUAUGUGAAGGAAACUCCAGAUUGGGCAGUUUGGGGUAGUGAAGGAGCUGGAUUUAAUCCAGAAGACACUAAGUAUGAUAGAAAAGCUGAGAAAUUGAAGAAGAAGUUGGAAAGAGAUGAACAAGCCAAGAAGGUGAUUGAACAAAUAGCUUGA
Messenger RNA from Hemisphaericaspora subhashii, 2217 nucleotides. RefSeq names its product putative tRNA 4-demethylwyosine synthase. Gene Ontology annotation, molecular function: 4 iron, 4 sulfur cluster binding; FMN binding; catalytic activity. Lineage: Eukaryota; Fungi; Ascomycota; Pichiomycetes; Serinales; Debaryomycetaceae. The coding region runs from base 1 to 2217 and encodes 738 amino acids. The record is from RefSeq and is a predicted model, not a curated record. The transcript has a single exon. Gene Ontology annotation, biological process: wybutosine biosynthetic process.